This is a messenger RNA of Salvia miltiorrhiza (redroot sage), 889 nucleotides long. Its product is annotated as protein TRACHEARY ELEMENT DIFFERENTIATION-RELATED 7A-like. The record is from RefSeq and is a predicted model, not a curated record. NCBI's taxonomy places the organism in Eukaryota, Viridiplantae, Streptophyta, Magnoliopsida, Lamiales, Lamiaceae. The coding region runs from base 91 to 738 and encodes 215 amino acids. The transcript has 2 exons.
GCUUUUUGAUGUCUUCUAUAAAUACUCCUAAUUAAUAGUUAUUAAUCAUAUCAUAAUUGAACACUACUAAAUAUUACUCUAAGUUAGACAAUGAGAUCCUUGCUACUCAUUUUUGUCAGCGCUCUUGUGAUCAAUGCUCAAGCCAGAAUUUUAACAGAAAAACACGACCAACUCGAUGAGAUCAGUCGGAAACCGCCGACCGGAGUGGCGGACUACAGCCGCCCCGGGACUCCGCCGCCACCGGCUCCGAAGCCGGGGAAACCGACUCUUAUUGAGAUGAUCACCACCAGAUCAACGGUAAAAAAUUAUGGGAGGGAUGAGCAUGAGCUCGCGCCGCCGAGCCCCAAGGAAGCGCCGCCUACUCACCAAGUAACCGGCGGCGGAGCGGCGGCGGAAGGAAACUAUGGGAAGGAGGGCGGUGAGCUGCCACCGCCGACUCCCCACCACGCACCGCCAGCUCAUGACCAAGUGCCAGCUGGUGGUGGAGCGGCAGCGUCGGGAAAUUAUGGGAAGGAGGGCGGUCGGCUGCCACCACCGACUCCCCACCACGCACCACCAGCUCAUGAUCAAGUGCCAGCUGGUGGUGGAGUGGCGGCGUCGGGAAAUUAUGGGAAGGAGGGCGGUCAGCUGCCACCGCCGACUCCCCACCACGCGCCACCAACUCACCAAGUAAGUGGUGUCGGAGCGGCGGAGAUGGAAAAGACAUGGGCGUUGUUUGAGCUCUCAGCAUCAGCUUAAUUAAUUAGCAGAAAUUAAUUACUAUAUGUAUGUAUAUAGAGAGAGGAGCGUAUAUAUGUUUGUUUAAUUACUAUAUGCUUUUGUUAUGUAAGAUAAAAAAGUUGUAGCCUCAUGAGCUUGUUUCUGCAAUAAAAAGGAAUAUAUUUUUGUU